This is a messenger RNA of Brienomyrus brachyistius, 5094 nucleotides long. It is a transcript of the gene lgr6, whose product is annotated as leucine-rich repeat-containing G-protein coupled receptor 6. Bases 262 to 3093 code for a protein of 943 amino acids. NCBI's taxonomy places the organism in Eukaryota, Metazoa, Chordata, Actinopteri, Osteoglossiformes, Mormyridae. Gene Ontology annotation, cellular component: membrane. Gene Ontology annotation, biological process: G protein-coupled receptor signaling pathway. The transcript is spliced from 18 exons. Gene Ontology annotation, molecular function: G protein-coupled receptor activity; protein binding; protein-hormone receptor activity. The record is from RefSeq and is a predicted model, not a curated record.
GGAUGAAGAGGGAACGAGGCAGACCAAGCAGAGAGGGAGGGAAGCGGCAGGCAGGAACUCCUGAGACCCCUGACUGACAGAGACACGCGCUCGGCUCAUGGGAGCGCCCAGCUGAUGAAGAGAUAAAGAGACAGAGAGGGAGAGAGAGAGAGAGAGAGAGAGAGAGGGACCCAAACUGAAAGUCACACACACAGACAGACACACACCCACGCACGCACUCCCUUCACCCAAGACUGAGCAGCAGGGCUUUGCAGAGGCAGCAUGUGGUUCGUGUGCCUGGCGUUCCAGCUCUCCGUGGCAUCUGCGGAGCACGGCUUGCAGCCGCGGGUGCCGCCCUGCCCGGCGCCCUGCCAGUGUGAGGAGGAUGGCGUGCUCCUGCUUGUGGAUUGCUCCGAGCUGGGCCUGUCCGCGGUGCCCAGCGAUCUCAGCCCCCUGACCUCCUACCUGGACCUCAGCAUGAACAACAUCAGCGAGCUGCAGCCCGGCGCCUUUCAGAACCUUCACUUCCUGGCAGAAUUGCGACUGUCUGGAAAUCACCUGAAGCAGAUCCCUGGCACGGUCUUCUCAGGACUCUACAACCUAAAAGUUCUGAUGCUACAAAACAACCAUCUGGAGAGGCUGCAGAGCGAGGUUCCAUGGGAUUUGCCCAACCUGCUGUCACUGCGCCUGGAUGCCAACCUGAUCUCUGAGGUUCCCGAGCAGACCUUCUCGGGCCUGCGCUCGCUGAGGCACCUGUGGUUGGAUGACAACGUGCUGGCGGAGAUUCCCGUGAGAGCCCUCAGUCGGCUGCCCUCCCUGCAGGCCAUGACACUGGCACUCAACCGCAUCAUGCACAUCCCUGACGGCGCAUUCCGGAACCUCUCCAGCCUGGUGGUGCUCCACCUUCAUAACAACAUGAUCCAGAGCCUCGGGCAGACGUGCUUUGAAGGACUGCACAAUCUAGAGACACUGGAUCUGAACUACAACAACCUGCAGGAGUUCCCGGCCGCUAUCAGGACGCUGGCCAAACUUCAGGAGCUGGGCUUCCACAACAACGACAUCAGAUGCAUUCCAGAGGGCGCCUUCGUGUGGAACCCGCUCCUGCAGACUAUCCAUUUCUACGAAAACCCAAUUCAGUUUGUGGGAAGAUCGGCCUUCCAAUUCCUGCCCAAACUGCACACGCUGUCCCUCAAUGGAGCAACAGAAAUCAGGGAAUUCCCUGAUCUCAAAGGAACCACCAGUCUGGAAAUUUUGACCCUGACCAGGGCAGGCCUCACUUCCCUGCCCCAGGGUCUGUGUCAGAAGCUGCCCAGCCUGAGAGUGCUGGAACUGUCGUAUAACCAGAUAGAGGAGCUGCCCAGCUUUCAUCACUGCCAGCACCUGCAGGAAAUAGGUCUCCAGCACAACCUGAUACAGGAGAUCGAAGCCGGAACGUUCCACCAGCUUGCCUCACUGCGCUCCAUAGACCUCAGCUGGAACCGCAUAACAACCAUUCACGAAGCCGCCUUCAUCUCCCUGCAGUCCUUGGUGAAACUGGACCUAUCUGACAACUUCCUGAGCUCGCUACCACUAGAGGGUCUCGCCAGUUUGACCCACCUCAAAUUGAGGGGCAACAAAGCUCUGUCUGGCUCCUUCAGAGAGGAGGACUUCCCCAAGAUGAGGGUCAUCGAGAUGCCGUAUGCUUACCAGUGCUGCGUCUACGGCGUCUGCAGCGGCAACUACAAGGCCGGCAGCCACUGGGAAGCCGAGAGGCUGCGAAACCAGGAGGAAGACCUGCAGAAGAGGAACAUAGCCCUGUUCCCACUCCACCCCGACACUAACUAUGAUCUCGAUAUGGAGGAGUUCCAGCUGGAAGUUGAAGACUCCAAACUCCAGGCCAGCAUUCAGUGUACGCCCACUCCAGGUCCCUUCAAGCCAUGUGAAUAUAUGAUUGACAGCUGGGUGGUCAGACUGGGGGUGUGGGCCAUCACCGUGGUAUCCUUGGUGGGCAAUAGCUUGCUCAUCAUCACCGUUUUUACCUCGCCCAGCUACCUGUCCCCAGUCAAGUUUGUCAUCGGUGCCAUUGGGGGAGCCAACCUGUUGAUGGGGCUGUACACAGGCACACUAGCCCUGGUGGAUGCCCUCACCUUCGGGCAGUUCGCCAAGUACGGCGCCCGCUGGGAGACAGGCCCGGGAUGUCAGGCAACCGGCUUCCUCUCGGUCUUCGCCUCUGAGGCAUCCAUCCUCUUUCUCACGCUGGCGGCAGUGCAGUGCAGCGUGUCGGUGUCCUGUGUCCGUACCUACAGGAAGUCGCCAUCCUUUGGCAGUGUCAAGACAGCCGCCCUCUGUUGCGUGGCACUCUCCCUCAUGGUGGGGGCCCUGCCGCUCUUCUGGAUCGGGGAGUACGGCUCCUCGCCCCUCUGCCUGCCAUCCCCCUUGCCAGAAGGUCAACCCUCCACCUUGGGCUACAUGGUGGCCUUGAUCAUGAUGAACACGCUCUGCUUUCUGGUCAUAACCGGCACCUACAUCAAGCUCUACUGGGACCUAAUGAAGGGCGAGUUUGAUAGCAUCUGGGACUGCGCCAUGAUCAAGCAUGUGGCCUGGCUCAUUUUCACCAACUGCCUGCUCUACUGCCCUGUGGCUUUCCUCACUUUCUCCUCCCUGCUGGGCCUCUUUCGCAUUGGCGAGGAGGCCAUCAAGUCGGUCCUCCUGGUCUUGCUGCCUCUUCCUGCCAGCCUCAACCCUCUCAUCUACCUGCUCUUCAACCCGCAUUUCAAGGAAGAUCUCCGUCUGCUCUGGAGAAGGUCUCGGCCCGGCCGGGAGGAGACCCUGGACUUCUUUGUUUCUGAGGAGACGGAGAAAAGCUCGUACGACUCCACGCAGGCCCUGGUGUCCUUCUCCGAGGUGGAUGUGCUGUACGAGAGUAAUGUCCAGCCCCCGCUGGAGCCUUUACACUACACGGCCACUUCAUCACCAAUCCUUCUCAUCCCCUGCCAACAACAAGGCCCCCCCAAGAAGGAAAACGGAGCUACAUCUCAACACGGCACACGGACCCAGCAUGAGGAGCCUGAGCGGAAUAGCGCCCCCUUCCCAUCUAAAACCCACCAUUCGCCCUGCUUUUCCUCUCACUCCUGAACAACUGACUGUUCACGCAACACAGAACUGUGAUGGGAAACAGGUCCUACUACAAAGCAGGCCUCUCAGCAUUGAAAAAAAUGGACCAAUCAAAUUUCAGACAGCGGAACAACAUCCACAAGGUGGUGACCGUGAGCAUUCAGAUGACAGUCAAGAGGCUCAGUUGUUUUUUUUUGUGUUUGUAUAUAAAUACAUAAAUACAGAGACCUCAUCAUCAUACACUUUGUAAAGUCAAUUAAACUGCAUUUAUAGACUUACUUUGACAGACAUGAAACCGGGACAUUAUUUUGAAAGGCUGAAGGACAAACAUCCAGCUAGUUUACCCAUUACCUCUGAAAACCGAUACACACAAGGGCCAUAUAAUACCCCCAGGAAUAAUUCCUAAUGGUCUUCAGCUCCAUGAACGGCCAUUCUUAUUAAACCAGAAAUGGUUGUAUCUGAUUCUUCUUCUACCAGCCGAUUAUAAAAUUCAGUGUGAAUGCUGAUCGCAGCCGAGUUGGUGAUAAAAAAAUAAAAUCAUAAAUUGCCCCCCAGCACCAUGCAAAAAAUAGACCAUUUUCAAAGAAAUGCAUUCAGACAUAACUGUUAUGCCUCCCUGUUUGGCUUCAGCUAUGUGCUUUGAUCCCUUUGAUGUCGGGUAGCAAGCCUUCACUUGCUACAUCGCUCCUGGUCUGUAAAGAACUUAGACACGUCUAAGAUAUUUCAGAUAAUUUAUAUCCAGACCUUCACUUUCUUAUAGCAAAUGAGAACAGUUCACAGCUUUAUUUAUUUAACAGCGUUAAGUAAAUAUUCAUUUGAGUGGCAUCAUCUCAUGAAUGUCAAACCAGAAGUGAUUUGCAGCUGUGAAGAUGUUUUACAUUACAUUUAAUUUAUUUAGCAGACACAUCUCUCUUAAGACAACGUACAAUUAAAGGUCAGACAGUCCCUGGAGCAACUGGGGGUUACGUGCCUCACUCAAGUGCCCAUCGGCAAAAUCACUAGGCCAAACUCAAGAUUUGUACCCUAACCCAAGCCAUACAUUACCAAUUCCCACAUCGAAAUCUCUGAAAGGGUUGCGUGAUACUGAUGGACAGUUAACUUUUGAUUUACCACUUACUAUCCUUAGAAAAAUAAGGACCAAUCAAAUUUCAGACAGUGGAACAACAUCCACAAGGUGGUGACAGUGAGCAUUCAGAUGACAGCAGUCAAGCCAUAAAUGGCAGCCAGAAAAAAUUGCCAAAGGGUGGUGGGAUGUAGGUGGUAAAAUUUGACAAACGGGUGGGCCAGGCUUGAACCGGCAAAAUGUCUUGCUGGCUAAUUUUACCACCACCCUCUAGCCCCAGUUAGGGAACAGAUUUCCAGGGCGAUGCACAUCAGGAGGCUGCUGUCUGCUUCUGGGAGACUCCCAGAACUUCACUGAGAAGUGGGAUGUCUACAUCGUUCUUCAGUGUCGAAUGCAGUCCAGCGAAAAAAUACGAGUGCAACGUAAUCGAUGCGGUAGCGUUAACGUGAUGGCCUGAUUGUCGCGUCCGACAAGGAAUGUCGAUCGACCUGCAAUGAAAGAUUGACCUGCAGAUUGCGAUCAAAUGAUUGGUGACCACUGCACUACACAACAUUAACAUGUCAAUUCAUUAAGUGUUCUUCACCAGACACCACAAUGAUAGAAAAUGCUAUCAAUUUCUAAAUUGUAUUUAAUCAGAAAAUUAAAAAAGAAACUUAAAAAAAAAGAAAAUACUCAAGAGUUGGGUAUUUGUUGCCCACGUGUGACUCCUUCAAAACCCCGGGUUUGUAAAGUAGUCUAGCUAUUGUACAUACAGAGUAACUACCUCUGAAAUCGCAUGCUAAUAUUCCUCGGUAUCCCAAUAUGUCUUCCUAUUAUAUUCAAAUAUAUAAUUUUAUAUUGAAAAAUAAAGCUUUUAGAUGUACAAAGCAGAUUUACUAUUUUGGAUGUAUAUAUUUUCAAACCUCUGUAAACAAUGAAAUGUAUGAUCAAAUAAAAUUAUUAAUUUUAUUAAAAACAGC